CGGUGUAGCUGUGCCGCUGUAUUGCUGGCUGAGGAGCAGUGUGUGUGCGAGCAAAUUCACUUCAGCAGGGGCUUGCACUAUCCGCGCAUGUGACAAUACAAACCUGCGAUCUGCAGCAGUUUCGUUUGCUAGAUAUUACCUUGCCCUAUUUUUUUCUGGAAGGAGUGGUUGUAUCAAUGAGGAAAACCAAUGUAUCAGGAAAUGGCAUUACUAGCAGGGAAGGCAGAGCCCGACUUCACUUCCUUCAGAGUGAAAAGCUUGGAGAAUUUUUGUGAAGUGCGUACAAGGAAAGGGGUGUAUUACAAAACUGCUAAGCUUCUCCAUCCAGGUGAGGAGCGAUGCAAUAGAGGACAAUUGGAAGACAGAACACGGCAUGUGAUUAUUAAUGUAGGGGGUAUCAAAUACAGGAUUCCAUGGACCACAUUGGAAAAUUGCCCUUUGACACGACUUGGAAAGCUAAAAACCUGUAAUAACUAUGAUGAAAUAAUGGAUGUUUGCGAUGAUUAUGAUAUCAACUGUAAUGAGUUCUUCUUUGAUCGCAACCCAUGUGCCUUCAGGACUAUUAUGACUUUUCUGGCAGCUGGGAAGCUAAGAAUACUACGGGAAAUGUGCGCUCUGUCUUUCCAAGAAGAACUUAUAUACUGGGGUAUUGAAGAAGAACAGCUGGAGUGGUGUUGUCUCAGAAAACUGCAGCAGAAAGAAGAGGAACUUGCUGAAGCCAAGAUGUAUGAAGGGGAAUCUGGGAUUUCAAACGAGAAUUCACAAAGUGCCUUGCAGGACAGUGGUCGUUUGGCUCAGUGUAUGAAGCAUCUCAGGGACAUGGUAGAGAACCCUCACUCAGGGAUCCCAGGGAAGAUAUUUGCCUGCCUGUCAGUCUCCUUUGUGGCCAUCACGGCAGUCAGCCUAUGUAUCAGCACCAUGCCUGAUUUUAGAGAUGAAGAGGACAGAGGUGAAUGUUCCCAAAAGUGCUAUGACAUUUUUGUGCUAGAGACAGUCUGUGUGGCUUGGUUUUCCUUGGAGUUUGUUUUGCGUUUCAUUCAAGCUGAGAGCAAGUGUGUGUUUCUAAGGACCCCACUAAAUAUGAUUGACAUAAUGGCCAUCUUGCCUUACUAUAUCACCCUUAUAGUGGAUGCCCUUUCUGGAGGAAAAACAGGAGGGGCUGGAAACAACUAUUUGGAGAAAGUGGGACUAGUGCUACGUGUCCUACGAGCUCUGCGCAUUUUGUAUGUAAUGAGACUGGCAAGGCAUUCGCUUGGCCUGCAGACAUUAGGCCUCACAGUCAGAAGGUGCACCAGAGAAUUUGGACUGCUACUACUCUUUUUAUGUGUUGCCAUGGCACUCUUUUCCCCUCUUGUUUAUUUAGCAGAGAAUGAACUAGGCGCCAAACAGGAGUUCACCAGUAUUCCAGGAAGUUACUGGUGGGCAGUAAUCUCAAUGACAACCGUAGGCUAUGGCGACAUGGUUCCUCGGAGCAUCCCAGGACAGGUGGUGGCACUGAGCAGCAUACUGAGUGGUAUCUUGCUCAUGGCAUUUCCAGUAACCUCUAUUUUCCACACAUUUUCCCGCUCUUAUACAGAACUCAAGGAACAACAGCAACGAGCCAGCAGGCAGAUACCAAGGCUAGAGGAUCGGGAGCCUUGCACAGAGACUGAGUCCUAAUUAAAUAAGCAGUUUCAUUCAAGUACUGAAGGGAUAUUGGUUAAUUAACAUUGCAACACCAACACUGUUACAGUAUACAGAAAUAUACACGUACAACCAUUUAUUAAGAUGUUUUUAGAAAUUUGUAAUCUUUUUGUUUGUUAAAGCUUCUUUAAUUCCAACCAAUGUAAAUGCUGGUGGACCAGUGGUUAAUGUUGCCAUGAGACAUAUACAUCUGCAAGUGCAGUUAGCAAAGUAUUUCGAGCACAAUCACUAUUUUUCCUUCAAAAUGAAGCAUUUUCCCCAAAACUCCAGUGUCAUUGCAUUUGCAAGGGGGGAUUGUGCUGGGCCUACUGCAAUUGCAUCCCAUUCGCCAAAAUUAUCGCAACUGCACACACAUUUCAUGACAAAUCAGUUGGUGUUCAUAAUGCAAGUGACGCCUAUGCCUGAUUCUUUAGGCACAAGUGUGUGGCGCCUAUUAAUGCUGGGACGGGAACCUUGGGGCAACCGUCUGGUCAAGAGGUGGCACAGCAGCACCUAAUUCAGAACUAAACGCAGGAAGGAUUGAGCGGCGCCGAGCACAACUACGCUGAAGAGCAAGAAGCGUAUUUUGCAAGAAAGUACCUAUUAUAAUGAAUAUUGUUUUAGGCACAACUGACUCUAGAGAAAUUGCAGGGACCACAACUGCACUUGCAAACGUAAAUGUGCCCCUGUUAUCCUUAUUUUCUGGUACUUAGGUAUAGAAUCAACAUACUGAAAUCGUAUUUGUAACUAAUUAUAAAAGCUGGACUAAUAUUACUGUUUUGAAGCCUGUUCAUUUUCAGUGUUGGCAGUGGAAUCAGAGAUACUGUCUAUGUUACACAAUGGGCUUUCUUUUUAUUUACCAGAAUGUUUGUAAAAAGUGCUUUAGAGGAAUAAAUAUAUUUCUAUGUGAGCCGUA
Molecule: messenger RNA, 2578 nt
Organism: Xenopus tropicalis (tropical clawed frog)
Lineage: Eukaryota; Metazoa; Chordata; Amphibia; Anura; Pipidae
Gene: kcng2
Product: potassium channel, voltage gated modifier subfamily G, member 2
Exons: 3
Coding region: 190-1659 (489 amino acids)
Biological process (GO): protein homooligomerization; transmembrane transport; potassium ion transport
Cellular component (GO): voltage-gated potassium channel complex; membrane; plasma membrane
Molecular function (GO): voltage-gated potassium channel activity; potassium channel regulator activity; monoatomic ion channel activity
Source: RefSeq, a predicted model, not a curated record